GCCCCGCUUGCCCUGAGUGGUCCCCCGGCCGGCAAGGCGGGCCCCGGAGGCCACCGGCGCUCGAAGGGAGGCGGAGGGGUCCGCGGGUCAUCUAGUCCAGCCCCAGAGACCCUCCGCCCCUUGGAAGGGCGACCGCCGGCCCUGUUGCCCGCCAAAGCCCCCUGCCCGGUUACGGGGGGGGCGGGAGGGCCUGGCAAUGAAGCCCGGGGCUGCUGGGGCUGCUGCUCCUUGCCGGGCGGGGGAGGGGAAGGGCCAGGCGGAGGACCCCCGGGGACCCCUCUGGGCAUCGGCAGUUGGGCGUUGGCUGCUUGCAGUUGGGAGCCUGGCCCCGAGACGCAGGGGCCCCGGCUGCCGAUGGGACCCCAGGAUCCGCCUCUGAGGGCCCAGGCUGGGGAGGGGUCAUCCUGAGGGGGCCCUUCUGUCUUUCAGCUAGGAGGAUGAAUCCAGGCACGGAGAUCCGGAAGCCGCUGCGGGCCAGGAAGACGAUGGCGGUGAGCAGCCGGAAGCAGGUGGAGCACCUGAGCAAAAUGAAGGCUGUCCAGGCUGGAGAAGGGGCCGCGCGCCAAGGGAGGCCGGCGGGAGCCAGGGGGCUGUGUCCGGGGGCCCAGGAAGAGCUCCACGGCAGGGAGGCUGCAGCCGGACAGGAGCCGCUGCAGGCCAAGGAGCCCCUGCCCAGCUUGCUGGUGAACUCCGAAAUCAGCAUUUACAAGGACCCCCAGGAAAUGCUCCAGCACCUCCCGACGCCAGACGUCAAGCAGUUCUUGAAUAACAGCACGUUGCCGGACAUCCUUUGGUACUGGUACAAAAAGGAAUCCGGCUCCCCCUCGUUGAAGCGGGCCGAAGCAUCCCUGGAAUCGGGGCCGGCUGGGCAGCUUCUAGAUCAGCUUCCGGGAGCCUCUUCCACACACGAAAACGCCGCCGUAGACGCAGCAGCCAAAACACCAGCCUGCCAGGCCCUCCCAGCACUGCACUGGGAAGAAAGCCGCUUCGGGGUGCCUGAAAGAGACGGGGUGCCCACAGUGUCCCUGGGAGACGGUCAGAGGAAGAGGACGAUGUCCAGCAACAGCGAGGAAGACGAAGGCCUCUCCAAGCGCAGCAAAGCCUCCGAGGACCCCGCGGAGGGGACCACCCCAGCCGUGGAGAGAGCGGAGUCCGGGCUGGGAAAGGUCAAGUGCUUGAUUCGAAAUCAGCUGGAGGCCUCGAUGAGGGAAUUAGACCAGGGUCUCCAACACUUAAAUGAAAAAAUUGAUCGCACGCAGUGCCUGCGGAAACACGAAGGCAUCGCUAUUAAGAUUGUAAAGAAAAUCUCCAGACUGGACAGACACAUUGACGCUGUGAUCUCGUUCCAGAGGACGCUAUUAUCCCAGAGGGCCAAGCAGCGCAGGGCACAUGCUCAGAAUAAAAUAUUCCAUGAGGCCAGCCUGCCUCCAAACACGGCAGCUGGCAAGCCACCCCAAAAGCCAACAUCAACCGAAGUCUUGUCUUCCACUGUGGAAAGGUCCUCCGGUGCGGACACAGUCCCUGGGGUUGAGGCGCCGAAGCCAAGCUCGGGGGUGCUGGCAGCCAGGGUUCCAGCUCACCCCCCGAAAGCAGCUGCUGGGCACCCAGAUCCUCCAGGCAACCAGUCACAGGAUGCCUUGGUGAUCGACUUAACAGACGAAGAAAGCAACCCUGACCAAGAGAAGAAAAAAGUUGGAGGAAGCAGACACCUGGGCCACGAAAGCCGGCCACCGGAGAGCCUUCCGCAGCCUGCAAGAGAGUCCCCGGAUCAGGUGCCCCCAAGGUUCCCGCACCUGCCUCCCUUGCCCAGCGUUAAGCCGGACCCAGCACCCUGGGAGGGCCUCCAGGACACUCCACCCCCCCAGAAGCUGGAGCUGGUGGUGGCUCCGGUGAACCAGCCCAAGGGCAUCGCUCUGCAGUGGACCAUCAGCCACGUGGACCCCCGGUGCGCCCCCAUCGAGAGCUUCUCCCUCUUCAUGUGCCUGGAGGACGUGGGCAGCGGCACCACCUCCGCCUGGAAGCGGACCAGCGUCAUCAAGGCCCUCCCGCUGCCCAUGGCCUGCUCGCUCUCCCAGUUCCCCCGCUCCGUCAGGUGCUACGUCACCAUGCAGUCCAGGGACAUCCACGGGCGCCACGGGCCCUUCUGCGAGGUCCAGGCCGUCUCAGCGCUCUAGCGGGGGCUUCCGGGGAGCGGCAGGACCCCUUCCCCAGCCUGACGGCCCUCUUCCCGGAUGCUCCGUAGGGGCAUGGAUUCCCCGGCUCAGCGUGCCGAAAACGCCCCAGCCGGGGCUCAGUUGGCCUCCCGUGGGGGAAGGUCUGAGAAAAGGCUCCCGGGAAGACGCCCCCCCCCCCCCCAACGCCGAUGCCUCCCGAGAGAAGAAACGGAAGGUUCUCCUCCCGCUUCACCUGCGGGGAGGAUCCGACUCAAGACCUCCAAGAGGGGGGGGGGACUUUGCUUUCAGUAUUGCUUCCAUCCCGUCACCUACAAGAGGGGAAAGGAGAGAUGGAGGCUCUUUUGCCCCAAAGCCAAGUGGGUCAAAAGAAAGAAAUUAUUUUUUCUAAAUAAAGUGCCUU
Notechis scutatus (mainland tiger snake) is the source of this 2574-nucleotide messenger RNA. The record is from RefSeq and is a predicted model, not a curated record. Lineage: Eukaryota; Metazoa; Chordata; Lepidosauria; Squamata; Elapidae.